Messenger RNA from Pelmatolapia mariae (spotted tilapia), 1056 nucleotides. RefSeq names its product GTPase IMAP family member 9-like. Lineage: Eukaryota; Metazoa; Chordata; Actinopteri; Cichliformes; Cichlidae. Bases 1 to 1056 code for a protein of 351 amino acids. The record is from RefSeq and is a predicted model, not a curated record. Gene Ontology annotation, molecular function: GTP binding. The transcript has 7 exons.
AUGGAGUGUCAGUGUGAGAAAGACACCCCUGAGGAUGCAGGCUGGUGGAUGAACACCAACAGUGUCCAGAUGGGACUUUUUACCGUGGUGGGGUAUCUUCUCUACAGGUUCUCACAGACUCUCCCAGCUCUGAUUCGAUGGCCGAUUCGUCUCUUUUGUUCUUUAACUGGUCUGUCAGCUCUUUGGGGGUGGAUAAGUCGGCUUGUGGGAACCCUCCGAGUAAUCCAGACCUUGUUUAAGUGGCUGUCUCGGAUUUGGCGCUUUUUAGCCACAUUUUCCUCAAGGUUCAAGUGGAUCGCUGCUGUCAUCAAAGCCAUCAACAGUCACAGCUUGCUGAACCAAAUGCUUGAUCCCUCUGGCGGCAGCAUUCCCAAGAAACCAGGUCUCAGGCUGGUCCUCCUGGGGCUUCCUGGUGGAGGACGGACUUCCCUAGCAGAUACUUUAAUGAACAACAUUGAGAGAAGCACCAAAAGGGUUCCUCUAAAGGAGAGUACUGUGCAAAAGGCUUUUAUAGAUGGUAGAGAACUUAUAGUAAUUCAGACCCCGGAUCUUUUGGGGACAUCACUAGGGAACAAAGAGAGCGCACUGGAAGUUCUGAGGAGUGUCCAGCUCGCCAGUCCCGGACCACAUGCCUUUCUACUGGUGAUGCGUGCUCCAGGCUUCACCAAGGGGGCUGAGCAGGAUGCUGCCCAAGCAGUCCAAGCCACAAUGGAACUGUUCGGUGUGGAAGUCAAGAGGUACAUUAUCCCAGUGCUCACUCAUGCAGACCGUCUGGGUCGAAGGAACACUUUAGAUCAGCUGCUUGAUGCAGAUGCUGGAAAUCUGAAAAGGGCUGUGGCACUGUGUGGCCAGAGGCCUGAGCUGGUGGAUAACAGUCCCGACCGCCCCGCAGAGGAAAGAAGUGUUACACGCAGGCAGCUGGUGGAGCGUGUGAUGGAGGUAAUGGAGCUGAAGGGGCAUUUUGUCCACGAGCUACAGAGAAGAGAAGACCACAUGAGGGAGGUGCUGCUGGCUGAUAUGACCUCUGCACUGGCUAAAAGACUGGGAUAUAUGUAG